Prunus avium (sweet cherry) is the source of this 702-nucleotide messenger RNA. Lineage: Eukaryota; Viridiplantae; Streptophyta; Magnoliopsida; Rosales; Rosaceae. The record is from RefSeq and is a predicted model, not a curated record.
GGUGAAUUUCUUGGGGAAGUAUCGUCAUCCAAAUCUUGUUAAGCUGCUGGGAUAUUGCUGCGAAGAAAAUCAAUUCCUUCUUGUUUAUGAAUAUAUGCAAAAAGGAAGCUUGGAAAACCACCUUUUCAGAAAAGGUCAAGAACCACUUGGAUGGGAAUUAAGACUUAAGAUAGCAAUUGGAGCUGCACGAGGUCUUGCUUUUUUGCACACCUCAGAAAAAGUCAUCUACCGUGACUUUAAGGCCUCCAAUAUUUUGCUGGAUCCGGUCUACAAUGCAAAACUUUCAGAUUUUGGGCUGGCAAAGGUGGGCCCAAUAAAUGGCAACUCCCACGUAACCACACGCGUCAUAGGAACAUAUGGAUAUGCUGCACCUGAAUAUGUCGCAACUGUUCCUUGAUUCAAUGGGAAAAGGAAACUCUACGUUGGCCUUGUCUUGGUCAACAAUAGACGUUUUCCACACAAAUAUAUUCAGACUUUAGGGAUCACCUGAUCUUAUGGGUUAAGCAAGCAAGUCUUCUAUUCUAUUGCUGGCCAAGUAAAAGUCUUCAAUUUUGUGACUUGACUUUCAAAUGAUUUUUAGUUGUACGAAAAUGUCAUACGAAAACCUCAUGCAUAUCGUGUCCUGUCCACCAUUACAACAUUGAAUUCACUCAAGUUCUUAACAUUUUAAUCCAAAUUCAUACCUAUAUCUACUCUUAAACU